AAUGAAGUCAUUAUUACUAUAUUUCAAACCCAUUUAUUAGACAUUGCAGGUGUUCAAACAGAGCACUGUACAACUGUCUAGAGGGUCGUGGAUGGGUUUGAUUAAUUUGCUUCAGCAUUUAAUGAAAGAAAAGAGUUUAUCUAAUGUUAUCUGAAGUUUCCACUUAUUCUUUUUAAGGCUCUUCAAUCUUCUGUAAAUCCUACUCUGCAACCGAUUUGUUAGAACCAGAAGACUAAAGGUUUUGCAGGCCAUGGAAGAGGGCAAAAAGAGUUCUAGUAAUAUGGUGAACAGCAAGCUUCUGUGGCAUGGUUACCGUUGCUUGUACUGUCGUUUAGCUUGGUCCACGUUGCCUCUGGUAGCGCUCAUAUUUUGUGCAUAUCUGCUGCUGAAGAGCAAAUAUUAUGUCCUUAUUGGGGAUCUCAUUAUUCUCAUUUCUGCAUCUUUGUGUGUAUAUAAUGUAUGGUUUAAGAGACCUUUGUAUCUGAUAGAAGUGGCGUGCUUCAGGCCUCCAAACUGGUGCAGAGUACCAAUGGAAACCAUGAUGGAGCACUCUGUUAUCAGUGGGAUUUUUACAAAGGAGUCUCUGGAAUUCCAGAGAAAAAUUCUGGAAAGAGGGACUCUGAGUGAAUACACAGCUGUGCCAAAUGCUCUGAUGUAUUUGCCCCCCAAGACGACCCUGCAAGCAGCUCGUUAUGAGGCGGAGAUGGUAAUGUUUGGAUGUGUAGAAGAAGUGAUAUCUAAGGCAAAUAUCAGUGUGAAGGAGAUUGGUGCGGUGGUCGUUAACUGCAGUGUGUUUGAUCCUGUGCCUUGUUUGGCUUCCAUGGUGGUCAAUAGAUUUAAGAUGAGGAGCAACGUUAAGAGCUUCAACUUGGGAGGAAUGGGCUGCAGUGCUUCACUGGUGGCACUUGAUGUUGCUCGCAGCGCUCUCAUGACAGCUGAAGGAGAGAGCUAUGCCAUCUUGCUCAGUACAGAAAAUAUAACACAGAACUGGUACCUAGGCAACUGCCAUAAUAUGCUGGUGUCAAAUUGCCUGUUCAGAAUGGGUUGCAGUGCAAUUCUUUUGUCUAACAAGCGCAGCGACAGAGCACGAGCAAAAUACAAACUUCUGAAUUUGGUGAGAACUCAUAAGGGCUACGAGGACAUGGCCUAUGGCGCUGCAUUUCAGCAAGAGGACGAAGAAGGAAAGGUGGGAGUUUAUUUAAGCAAAAGCAUAACAGCAAUUGCUUCUGAUGCUCUGAAAACCAAUAUCAGAGCCUUGGGUCCCUAUGUUCUGCCUUACUAUCAACAGAUUAUUUACUUGUUUUUCAAGUGGUUGAAGGGAAAAGGAAAAGGAUUGGAUUCUUCGUAUUAUGUGCCUGAUUUCAGAAGUGUGUUCGAUCAUUUCUGCAUUCAUGCUGGUGGGAAAGCAGUGAUAGAUGGAGUGCAAAAAGGGCUGAAGCUUCCUGAAGAAGCUGUUGAACCAGCCAGAAUGGUUCUCCGAAGGUUUGGAAACACUUCUUCUUCUUCAACAUGGUAUCAAUUCCAGCUGUUGGAAUGGAGAGGUGAAAUGAAGAAGGGAGAUAAGAUAUGGCAGAUCACCCUGGGAAGUGGAUUCAAAUGCAACAGUGCUGUGUGGGUAGUCAACAAAGAUAUUUCUCCCUCCAUUAAUGCAUGGUCUGAAAGCUAGUGAAGCUAAAGUGUCCUCUUUUAUUGAAUUUAAGUCCAAUUCAAUGUUUAAUAAUGACAAUAAAUGUGUUCAGAAUCUACAUAAUCUUUUCAGUUUUGGUAUCAAAGUACUUCCAUUGAUUUUACAGAGUACGAGAUUCUUUUCUAUUAGAAAUGUUCUAUAUCUGUAACAGAUUUAAAUCUUUGUCUGAAGG
Messenger RNA from Cryptomeria japonica (Japanese cedar), 1859 nucleotides. RefSeq names its product 3-ketoacyl-CoA synthase 4. Gene Ontology annotation, biological process: fatty acid biosynthetic process. The coding region runs from base 251 to 1666 and encodes 471 amino acids. Gene Ontology annotation, cellular component: membrane. The transcript is spliced from 2 exons. The record is from RefSeq and is a predicted model, not a curated record. Lineage: Eukaryota; Viridiplantae; Streptophyta; Pinopsida; Cupressales; Cupressaceae. Gene Ontology annotation, molecular function: acyltransferase activity, transferring groups other than amino-acyl groups.